Molecule: messenger RNA, 2127 nt
Organism: Didymodactylos carnosus
Lineage: Eukaryota; Metazoa; Rotifera; Eurotatoria; Philodinida; Philodinidae
Source: the annotation of a GenBank genome assembly
AUGUCAUUACCACGUUUAUUUCAUCAUAUCGAUGGUAUCGAAGCCGUUCUAGUAUUAGAUAAAGAUAGUCUACCCAUAUUAAAAUUGCCAAAUGCACAAACAGUCGACAAUUUACAAUUAGUUGUACCAUCAGCACAAGUAUUGAGUGAUCAAAGUCAAAGGAUGAAUUUGAAGAAUAUAAAAACAGUUGUCACUUAUUGGUCAUCACGGCAAAUUAUUACCUAUAAUAUACCACCAUUUAUAUUUAUUGUAGCUGCUGAUACAAAUGUGAAUACGGGAGCAUUAUUGAAUCUAUAUAAAGAUUUUUGUCAAAUUGGAGAAGAAUUAAAUAAAAUCAAAAUGCUCUCGUCAGAUGACUAUUAUGUUGAUGAAUAUACCGACGGAUAUGAUGAUGACACAUUGUUUACUUAUCAAGACUGGAUAUUUGAUGAAAAAACCUAUUUUGAUGAUUAUUUACCGUAUAGUGACGGUAUCCGUGGUGUUCAGAUGUGUUUAAUGAUGAAAAUGAUUUCGUUUUCUAUCGAUUAUAAAUAUUUUGAACAAACAUUUCCAUCACCAAAUGAAAAUAUUCAACAACUAACAGAAGAACAAGAUACAUUUGUUAAAUGUCUAUCUACAACAGAAUUUUUAAGUUAUAUGUUAUCAAUUAAUAAUACAGUAUUUGGACCAUGGUUAAAUUAUCGAAAUUAUAUCAGAUAUUUUCAGACAACGAAGAAUCUUGUUGUCAUUCGAAAAAUAGAUUUUUUUGAAUUAAUUAAAUGGUUUUAUUGUCUAUUUAAAAUAUGUUUAUGUCUAAUUAUAUCAAAUUGUUUUACAGACUGGUUUCAACAAAUUACAUUUUUUUUUGAUAGUCAUACAGAGGCGAGUGAUAGUUGGACAAAUGCUUAUUUUCAAGCAUUAACCUAUCGUUUUAGUCAUUACUGUAUAUGUUUUAUUGGUGAAUUAUUUGGACUUAUCAGUGGUAUUGAAUUCGAUGUGGAAGAAUAUAAAAAUUAUCAAGAAAUAUAUCAACAAUACAAAGAAAAAAUAAAUGAAAAUGACAAAGUUGUGACAGAAAUUUUAACUAGAAAAAAAUCACAUGAAAAGAAAAAUAAACAGUUAUCAAAGAAAUAUACCGAACAAAAGGAGGAUCAAAAACUAGAAAAUAUUCAUUUAACAAUGCCAACAACUGUCACAGAUAGUAAUGAUCCAGUGGUCGUGAAUACGGUUGAACCAAGUGAAAUCAACAAAGGUGAUAUACAAGAAGACACAAAUGUAAAUAUAGACGAAAGAAAUCUCAAUAUUCCACAAGAAUUAAUGUUUCCAAUUAAUGUAGACACAACUGAUACAAUGAAUAAUAAUCGUGAUGAUAACAUCGAAGCAGAUAAUAGUUUAGAAAAAGUUAAUCAAGAUAGUGAUAAAAUGACAGUUUAUCCUCAACCAUAUCGUUCACCAAUUAUUCGACGUUCAUCAAAUUCAAUGUCAAAGAAAAAAUCAUUAACAGCACCAUUGAAAAAAAAAUUGAGUUCAUCUCGAUCAUCUUUUACUCUCACUGCUAAACAACAACCAUUUGUUGCAACAACGAAAAAAUCAUCAGAAUUAGUGUCACUAUGUCGAUCUUCAUCCAUUGUUAAACCCUAUGAAAUUGAACUUCCUCAUUCUUUAGUUGACGUUGUUAUCAAUUGGAAUAUUCCCAUGCACUAUUGGUUGAAAAUUUAUGUUUAUAAACCGAUGAAAUUAAAAUAUGGCCACUUUUUAUCAAUAUUUGUUACAUAUUUAGCUUCAGCUCUAUUACACGGAUUUAAUUUUCAAUUAUCAAUUGUUCUAUUAUCUAUCGGUAUCUUUGCUUAUGUUGAAUAUGGUUAUCGAAAAAAACUAUCAAACAUUUUAGAUUCAUGCGUUAUGGCAAAAAAUUGUUUAUCAUGUGAUCAUAGCUAUAAAUAUUGGCAUCCAUUAACAUUCACAGUAAAUUGUUUAUUAUCUGUUUUAAGUCUUUGGCAUUUAACAUAUCUUGGACAAUUAUUUGAUAAUUCACAACAACAAUAUAUUGGUUAUAGUUUACAACAUACAUUAGAAAAAUGGUCUAAAUUAAAUUUUGCAAGCCAUAUUGUUGUUAUUUGUACAUAUGCAAUAUUCAGAUCAUUGUAA